Messenger RNA from Diaporthe amygdali, 3579 nucleotides. RefSeq lists its product as uncharacterized. Gene Ontology annotation, biological process: protein phosphorylation. Gene Ontology annotation, molecular function: ATP binding; protein kinase activity. Bases 1 to 3579 code for a protein of 1192 amino acids. The record is from RefSeq and is a predicted model, not a curated record. Lineage: Eukaryota; Fungi; Ascomycota; Sordariomycetes; Diaporthales; Diaporthaceae. The transcript has 8 exons.
AUGACAGAUCCUCCCCAAUCUGUCGGAACUCGCCGAUUCGAUACCAAUACUUUGCGCAAGCAGAUCCAGGAUAAACUAGUGAAUUCGAUAUUCCCUACAUUCGAGACUCCAUACAAAAAGUUCUUGCCAGAGGGUACGCUCAAAACGCUAUUUACCCCUGGGGCGGUCAAGAAGGAACUGGGGAAUCAUUACGACGAAACGACGUAUGAUUUUAUUAGGGAUAAGGCCAGCAAGGUAUUUGCCGUCUUGAUCCUCACUGACAAGCCGGAAGCCAUCUUAGCCUUUAAGAAAUUUGAGGUUCACGAUGACUAUCUGCCAAUUGCCCUUAAGAAUGUUCACAGUCCAGAAGAAAGUGACUGGCAGCUCUGCUCGGAACGUGAUCGAGAGCCUUCGCAGUGCGAUGUAAUGCUGGGCAACCUCUUAAAAUACGACUGUGAAUGGUCUUCAAGCCCAUAUUGCAUUGAACAAUUCUGCGAGCAGCAGUGGCAAUUUAUGGCUCCAGUAUUCUCGGAUAAUUCUGGACAUCACCGCUUCUCCUCAAAUACGAUUCUGCCGUUUUACAGCCCAGAGAAGCGUCCAGCAGCAGAGAAAGCCAGUCAGAAACCGAGCACUUUCAGCACUGUCUAUGAAAGUUGGGUUCACCCAGAUCACCAGGCCUUUUCAAAUCAAGAACAUGCCAAGGGAAAGUCAGUGGCCGUCAAGAAGAUGAAUCUCGAUGUCCUCAUUGUGGAAACCUACAAGGUCGACCAAGCGUACCGUUCCGAGAUCGAAGCCCUCGAACUUUUUCGCAAGAUCGACAGUCCACAUCUCAUCAAGUUUCUAUGCACCUUCGAGCACGGUGACCAAGGAUACUACAUGAUGUUUCCUUGGGCCACUGCUAAUUUACGAGAGUACUUGGAGGUCAAUCACCCUGAUGAUACGCAAGGAAAAGACCCUACUCCCAAAGCCUAUCGUGUCAAGUGGGUCUUGAACCAACUUGCGGGCCUAUCGGAGGCAAUUUGGAAGCUUCACAACCCCAGCGCUCACCAGAAUCCUGCCCUGUUGGCCGUACCUGACCCUAAGCAAGCGAAUUGUCGACACGGCGACUUGAAACCAGACAACAUCUUGCUCAUGGGCGGUCCGGAUGAUGGGAGGCUGGUCAUCGCCGAUGUUGGUCUGACCAAGGUACACGACUUACCCACGCGAUAUCGCAAGGAUCACACUCGCUCUAUGACGGGUACAGCGAAGUACGAGCCCCCAGACAUUCUCCGCGGUGGACCCAGAUCUCGAGCUUAUGACAUCUGGUCUUUCGGUUGCAUUUGCGUUGAGUUCAUCAUCUGGACUCUUUACGGACCAUCCGGCCUCAAAGUCUUUCACGAGAGGUUAGGCAGCGGUAGCAAGUUUUGGUUCACAGAAUUCGAAGAUCAGGUUCGCAAGGCUGUGAAGGAGCACAACGAGAAUUCUGGGCCCCACGUAAAGUGGUCCGAUACUUUGAUUCGCUCCGCCAACCAAGCCCUCAAAUCGUGCAGAGUAACUCAGUACAUUCAGGUCCUGCUAAACGAAAUGAAGGGAAGUGAUCCACGAUGCUCAGGGGAUUCUCCAAUCAAUGAUCUACUCAGCUUGACAGAGAACAGGCUGCUGAAGAUAGAGAUAAACCUUGGAAGCGGUACAAUCGACCCGAGACGACAUCGUGCGGACGCCAGGGAGAUGUCCGAAGGAAUAUGCAAGAUACGUGACAGGGCCGACAAAGAGGACAGCUAUCUUGCUGCGUGCCUGCGUAGUUCUCCCAUGCCCGAAGUUCCUCAUUGGGAUUCUCCACCGCAAAUGCCGUCCAUUCCGGGCUCCUUUCUAGGAGCUGACUUGCCUAGCCGCCCGAUCCGCGAGCACGCCUCGCCCGCUGAAGGAGUUAUCAACUCACCAACAAAUGAUAUCUUCUUCCCGGCGAAAACGCAGGAGGGAGCAAGUGUGCCGUGUUAUUCAGGUCAUGAGAUCGCCCGCAAACCGCGUGAACAUGAUUUGCUGACACGGGGGUCGGGCUACGGUACCCAGGCUCUAGAUGAUACCUGGAGCUUUACCGGAGAUAACAAAUUCGCUCAAGCUUUGUUUCGCAAAAUCACGCCAUCCACGGCAUGGAAAGCGAGAGCGAAGUACAAUUCUAUCGCAUUGGAUCCACAUUCUGUUUCAGCCGGUAUCAAGAGCCUGUUCUCUCAAUCGUUGGGCACCCAGACUUUAUUUCCUCUGCACCUGCUUCUCUGCAACUGGGACUACCUAUACUUCCGCAAACAAAGAGUGAUACAGAAAAGCGGUGAACUGCCUUUGCCCACACGGAUACUCGAUGUUGGCGAUCCUGGAAAACAAGAUGCAUCUUCUGUCAAGCUUGUUAAAGCAUUAACUGUGGAAAACGAGACAAAAUACGUCGCACUUUCACACCGUUGGGGUCCGAUGCCCUUCAUGCGCCCCACGUACAUGUGCACUACGCAGGGCAACAUCAGCUCUCUAAUGCUGGGAUUCGAUGCAAGGCUGCUCCCACAGACCUUUCAAGACGCGAUUCACAUUACAAAAGUCAUAGGGGUUCGAUAUUUGUGGAUUGAUUCUCUCUGUAUUAUUCAGGACUCCUUCGAAGAUUGGCAUCACGAGUCGUCACUGAUGGAGGGUGUGUUUGCCAACGCCUACUGUACCAUCGCCGCUACUCGAGCUAUGUCAUCCGUUGAAGGCUUUCUACAACCACGACCAGAUCGUCAAUGCGAGGCGCUGCGGCCCGUGAAUGGGAGUCCAUAUUAUGUCUGUGAUCAAAUCGAUGACUUUCGAGGCGAUGUCGAGAAUAGCACACUAAACCAGCGAGGCUGGGUUUUGCAGGAAAGGGCCUUGUCGCACAGAACAAUUUACUUUGCUGAGAGUCAAAUUUAUUGGGAAUGCGGAUAUGGGGUUCAUUGCGAGACGCUGACCAAGUUGAAUAAUCUCUAUGAACAGUACUCCACGCUAUCUUUCACCUUUGUGGAGGAUCGACAUGUUGCAAUUUUGGGGGUUGAGCGGCGCCUUCUUCAAUCAUUGGGGACGACGGGUGCGUACGGCGUCCUCGAAGCGUAUCUCCACCGCACACUUCUCUGGCAACGUGCUAAGGGUCAGGACCGGAUGAGAAGGCUAUCUGAUAGGCUGGGCCGUAAGGUACCGACGUGGUCAUGGAUGGCUUACGAUGGGACCAUCUCAUAUAUGAGAGUUCCAUAUGGUGAAGUGACCUGGAAUGAUGAGCUGUCCAGUCCUUUCAGAGGUAGGAAGGUGGGAACAGAUGGCUUGGAUGUUCAUGAGCUGGAACUCGUUGUUGUGGGACGAAAAUUGGUCACCAGUAAUACGUCCUUGAUGAUGAGGAAGCAAAUCGUGUUUGAUGAUAACAUCUUGGGUGUUGAUCAACUUGACUCCCUGGCUGUUGUCAUAGGCGAAGAGAAAUGUGUUGGGAUUAUUCCAUCGCAAAGGAUGUACGUGAUACUUGUAUCACCAUGGAACAGAGACAACGUCGGUAUCAACUAUCAACGGAUAGGGGCAGGUUUUCUUUUGAAGGGAGAUAUGGCAAACGACGGACUGCGUGAGAUCCGCAUAAUCUAG